Molecule: messenger RNA, 711 nt
Organism: Wyeomyia smithii (pitcher-plant mosquito)
Lineage: Eukaryota; Metazoa; Arthropoda; Insecta; Diptera; Culicidae
Product: histone H2A
Exons: 1
Coding region: 39-413 (124 amino acids)
Cellular component (GO): nucleosome
Molecular function (GO): protein heterodimerization activity; DNA binding; structural constituent of chromatin
Source: RefSeq, a predicted model, not a curated record
UUCUCAGGUAAAAUAAACUUAAACUCUACUACAACAAAAUGUCUGGACGCGGUAAAGGAGGCAAAGUUAAGGGAAAGGCAAAGUCCCGUUCAUCUCGUGCUGGUCUCCAGUUCCCGGUAGGCCGUAUUCACCGUCUGCUGCGAAAGGGAAACUAUGCCGAACGCGUCGGUGCUGGUGCUCCCGUAUAUUUGGCAGCCGUUAUGGAAUAUUUGGCUGCUGAAGUUUUGGAAUUGGCAGGAAAUGCUGCCCGUGACAACAAGAAGACCCGUAUUAUCCCGCGUCAUCUGCAAUUGGCCAUCCGUAACGACGAGGAGUUGAACAAACUUCUGUCCGGUGUCACCAUUGCCCAGGGAGGUGUCUUGCCAAACAUUCAAGCCGUUCUGUUGCCCAAGAAGACCGAGAAGAAGGCCUAAGCGACUAACCCAUCAAAAAAUACGUCCUUUUCAGGGCGAACAAAAUUGUACAUGAUGAGUUUAAGCAAUUUAUAACUAGCGUUAUUUUAACUGAUUUAUCCCAACUAUGCGAUGCAAACCUUAAAUAUACUUUAAUGUUUCUACUUUAUAUUCUUGAUAUAUUUUCAUAUUUUACUUAGAAGUGAAUCUCACAAUGUAGAUUUUUUUUCAUUUAGAUAUAAAAAGUAACAACAUUGCCCAUAUAUAAAUAAAUAUUUAUUAGAAUAGGAAAUAAAUUUCAAAAAAUAAAAAAAGCUAA